Siniperca chuatsi (mandarin fish) is the source of this 4193-nucleotide messenger RNA. It is a transcript of the gene anpeplb, whose product is annotated as alanyl (membrane) aminopeptidase a. Gene Ontology annotation, biological process: peptide catabolic process; proteolysis. Gene Ontology annotation, molecular function: peptide binding; metalloaminopeptidase activity; zinc ion binding. The transcript is spliced from 20 exons. Lineage: Eukaryota; Metazoa; Chordata; Actinopteri; Centrarchiformes; Sinipercidae. Bases 608 to 3427 code for a protein of 939 amino acids. Gene Ontology annotation, cellular component: cytoplasm. The record is from RefSeq and is a predicted model, not a curated record.
ACCCCCUGCAUUGAAGUUUUACUCGGCCGUGGAUGGCAGUAGUUGGAGGAAAUGUCACUCUAACUUGGAACUCUGGACACUUUCAACUACAAUCUGAAGUGGUGAUGCUGACGUUCUUCUAAUUUUUUCACCAUGAGCUCUUGUGUCUAGUGAGGCAUGUGAUUAGGAUGGUUCAGGCAGGCAGUGUGUGCUAUGUUCAUAGAAAGGGAAUGUGAGGGAGUGUGUGUGUGAUGGGUUGGACAGUGCACUGUGAGGAUAAAGUGUUCCUUGAGGUUUAUCUAACCCCCCCAUUGGUGGCAAGACCACAGUAACCACCUCCAGAUGUUUGAGACCACAAUCUGAUUAUUAACAACAAGGCCAAUGAACAUCGCCCUCUUCAUACUAUAACGCUUACUCUUUGCUCCUUUGGCAAUCCUCAAGUUAAUGCUUAAUCUAAGUACAGACCCUAAAUUGCUAAGGCCAAGCCCUGUUUAUGGGAGGGAGGUUACUUGGACGCGAACAGAUCAGUCAUCGCAGACCAGAGCCAUACAAGCUCAGAGACUCAUCAGACUCAUCUCUACCAGUCAAUGAACUGGACCUUCAGGACUGACAAUAGGAAGCAGCCACCAUGCCGAAAGAGAGCUUUACAACAAAGGCAUUCGCCGUUGCCUUUGUCGUCCUGACCGUGUCUGUCAUUGCCGGCAUUGUCACCAUGACCAUUUUCUACAAGAUUGAGAUCUCUAACAUGAACGCGACGGCCAGGCCAACCUUCCCAUCCACCACGACAGGACCACCACCUGUCAUGCGGCUGCCAAAGAAUCUCAUACCUUACAGCUACAAGGUCUUCCUCCAGCCUCACCUCUACACCCAAAUCAUUGAGGUGGUAAAUGUGACCAGUCCCAACCAGACGAUGCUCUUCACCGGAAACUCUACAGUUAACUUUCACUGUGUCCAGAGGACUAGCACCAUCUACCUUAACAGCAAGUACCUGACAGUUUCUAAUCCAGAGGUAAAGGACAAAAACACAAAUAAGAUGAUAGAUGUUUCCGCACUUAAUCACCACAAAGACGAAAGUGACUUCCUCGAGAUCCAGUUGAACAGUGCAUUGGAGGCAGGAAGGAACUACAGUUUGUUUCUGGCUUUCAAGGGAGAAAUAUCAGAAAAUCUUGAUGCACUGUAUGUAAGCACAUAUCUUGAAGGUGAUCCAAGUACAGAGAGAUUCCUUGCCGCCACCAACAUGCAACCAACAGACGCCAGGAGAGUGUUUCCUUGUUUCGAUGAGCCAGAAAUGAAGGCCGUGUUUGAUGUGACCAUAAUCCACAGGCGAGACACGAUAGCUCUAGGAAAUGAGAAAAAGUCAGGCUCCAAUAUUAUAGACGAUGACUGGCAAUACACUAGUUUUCAUCCAACACCGAAGAUGUCAACAUACUUGUUUGCCUUCACGGUUUCAGAGUUCACAUCAACCCCCUCCCCACAUGAGCGUGUGGAAAUUAAAACGUUUGCUCGUCCUGACGCCACUGCAGCAGGACACACUCAAUAUGCAGCCAGCAUAACCGGAAAGAUUCUCAAGUUCUACGAGAGUUAUUUUGAAAUUGAUUACCAACAGAAAACGCUAAAUCAAAUUGCACUGCCAGACUUAAAUGCUGCAGCAAUGGAAAACUGGGGACUGAUCACAUACCAGGAGGGAGGCCUGCUCUAUGAGGAAGGAGUGUCCUCACUGUUGCAUAAGGAAGUGAUCGCCACUCUCAUUGCACAUGAACUGGCACACCAGUGGUUUGGAAAUCUGGUGACAAUGAAAUGGUGGAAUGAAAUUUGGCUGAACGAGGGCUUUGCCACCUACAUGUCAUACCUUGCAGUGGACAACGCUGAGCCUACAUUUAAAAUAAAAGACACAUCUGUCUUGAGCGAUCUCCAUAUAGCAUUUGAGGAGGAUGCUCUGGCCUCAUCCCAUCCUCUCAGUCCUCCGCAGGAAGAUGUCCAGACGACUUCUAAGAUCACUGAGAUGUUUGAUGUUAUAACCUACUGUAAGGGUGCAAUUGUGCUGAGAAUGCUGGCAGAUGUCGUGGGGGAAAAGGUUUUCAACGAAGGGAUCAAAAUGUACCUGUCUGACUUUAGGUUUAAAAACACUGACCAGAAUGACCUCUGGGAAUAUGUACAAAAGGCCGUAAAUAAGGAUGGUGGUCACAUCAAAGUUGCCAAAGUGAUGGACACCUGGACCAAUCAAAUUGGCUAUCCUGUCAUCACCAUCAACACUACCAGUGGAGAAAUCUACCAGAAGCACUUCCUGUUCAAUGAUUCUUCCGAAUCUAGUCUUUGGUGGUACAUCCCGAUCAGAGUUAUGUCAAAUACAUCUGAAUCUUCAUUUGUCUCAUUGGAAACCAGCGACACAGUAAAGAAAGACGAAUUCAUUUCUAAGAGUGGAGAGUGGAUCCUGGCAAAUGUCAACUGUACUGGAUACUACAGAGUCAAUUACAAUCCAGAGAACUGGCAACGCCUCCUGACUCAGCUGGAGACAAAUGCACAUCGGAUCCCACUGAUGAACAGAGGGCAGCUUGUUGAUGAUGCAUUUAACUUGGCAAGAGCCAAACUUGUCAAUGUGACUCUAGCUCUGAAUUCAACCCGCUUCCUUCGGAAUGAGAGAGCGUAUCUUCCAUGGGAAUCGGCAGUCAGGAACCUUGAGUACUUUGUCCUCAUGUUUGACCGCUCUGAGGUGUAUGGACCCAUGCAGGCAUACCUCCGGGAACAGGUUAAGGGCCUGUACAGCUUCUUCAGAAACUAUACAGAUAAUUCAGAAGUCCCAAAGGACCACUCCUUACAGCACAACCAGAUCACCGCCAUAGAGGUGGCAUGUUCCAAUGGACUCCCAGAAUGCAUAGCGAUGGCUACAAGGAUGUUUGCCGACUGGAUGAACAACAGCAGCACCAACCACAUCCACCCCAACCUGCGAUCUGUAAUCUAUUGCCAAGCUGUGGCUGCUGGUGGGAAGAAAGAGUGGGAGUUUGCCUGGAACAAGUUUCAGAGCUCCAGCGACACCUCAGAGAAAGAGCAGCUCCGGGAAGCUCUGUCUUGCACCAAAAAGAUCUGGCUGCUCAACAGAUAUCUGGAGUACACUUUGAACCCUGAGAAGAUACGUCUCAUGGAUGUUGCUUCCACCAUUAACUACAUAUCCAAGAACGUCGCGGGGCAGGCGCUGGCCUGGAACUUUAUCAGAGCACACUGGGAAUACGUCAGUUUGGGGGAUGGAGCAAUGCUGAUUGAGGGAGUGACCAGCAGGUUCUCGACACAAUUUGAACUAAAGGAGCUGGAACGUUUUGCGACAGACAAUCAUCUGGGUCCUGCUACCAGGGCGGUGUCCCAGGCCAUAGAGCAGACCCAAAUCAACAUCCAAUGGGUCAGCGAGAACAAAGAUAUUAUAUUAGAGUGGUUUGAAAGAGAAACAGCUUUGUAGAGUGGAAAAACACCAUAUUUUUUAAUUGUUUUAGAGCAUCACAGAUCAGUGGUGCUAGCAGUUUUCAAAUCUGCAGCUGAGUACUCUUAAGACUUUGCUCCUCCACUAAAUCCACUUCAAAAACAAGAACCGAUCAGGAGUGAAUCUCACUUUGCCAGGAAGAUGGACCAGAGAGAUAAUAAUAAUAAUGAUAAUAAUAAUGAAAAAUUCAGUUUCCCACCAAACAAUUUACAAAACUGAACCGUGACUGGGCAGCACAUAAGACAUACAUAGUAUAGUACAGAUGAGAGAAAUGUGGCAUAUAUACUAUAUCAUGCAAUAUUUAUAGUAACAAGAUUUUCACUCCACUGUUUGUGAUUUUUGCACACGUGCUGAUACAGCAUUGGUCAACUCUAAAGUAUAGUUUAUAACAUAUUUAGAUUUAAAAAUCACUUUUGUUCUUCAAAAUUAUAUUAUAAAAAAAUUGUGUUAAUGUUUUUACAGUGGAAAAUGGAUUGAAACUGUCAUGUUUUUAUUAAUCUCCUAGGAAAAACAGAGUGAUUCAGCACAAGUUAGUUGCAACAGCAAAAAUUUACCAGCAUUUUGAUGCUGCCAAUUUCCAGACCAGCUUUUCAACAUUUGCACAAGUCAGAGGCAAAGGACAGAACCUGCUCUGUUUCUUAUAAGGAGCAUGUCUAUAUGUGUAUUAUAUGUUGUAAUCAAGUAACCAAAUUGUUCUUGUAUGUUGCUGAAUUUUUUAAUAAUAAAACAUCGACACUGUGUUAAA